GCCUGUCAAUCACUGCGCCAUGCCCGCUGGGGAGGGGUGGAUUUCACACACUCGAAAUUUUUUAUUGAGCCCAACCGUGGGAACGGGCCGGCAUUUCGAGUUCAGACUCAGCAGAGUGAGGACGUGUCUGCGAAUCGUUCCGCGCCAAGUACCCAACUCACUACCACACCCGUCCACCAUGAAGCGGUCCUUUUCCGAUAGCAUCGAGAGCGAAGACGACAGCGUUUUCGAAGAGACGAAGGGGUCCCCCAGCCAAAGUUGCCAGAUGAGUUCAAGAAAGAAGCGACGAGGGAUUAUUGAGAAGAGACGCCGCGAUCGGAUCAACAAUUGUCUUGCCGAGCUUCGACGACUCGUCCCCACCGCUUUCGAAAAACAGGGGUCAGCCAAGUUGGAGAAAGCGGAAAUCCUGCAGAUGACUGUGGACUACCUGAAAAUGCUGGCCGCGAAAGGUUACCAUGCCUACGACGAUCACUUCAUUGACUACCGCGGGAUCGGGUUCAGGGAGUGCGCCAACGAGGUGGCCAGAUACAUGGUGACAAUAGAGGGCCUCGACAUCCAAGACCCCCUACGUAUCCGCCUGAUGAACCACCUCCAGUGCAUCGCGGCGCAGCGGGAGGCCCAAGUCGUGGCGGCGGCGGGGAUGCGACAUACGUCCCCGUGGAACGUCAACGGAGUCACCGCGCCCCACCCGCAGUUCGCGUCGGUCCAAGCCGCGCCGGAUGCCCAGGGCCUUCUCCACGCCACCUCUCUACACGAGCCACCGCGCCAACCCGCAGCCAUCGCCUGCUCCACCCCCAACACCUAUCUCAAGACCUCCGCGCAUCUACCUGUGGCAGCCUCCGUCCCGGCUUCCUCAACAGCGCAAAUCUCGCCGACUCUCAUCUCCUCUACGCAGUUUCCCGUCACCUUCAACACGCUCCAUCUGUCCCCCACUGGCUAUGGUACCACCAGUACAACGCAAUCACAGAUCAUCACCAAACCGUACAGGCCUUGGGGGUCGGAAGUUAACGCCUACUGAACAUAAACUCUGUUGUUGGACUUGUCCAUAGACUGCUGUAAAUAUUGAAAAUAUCACUAACAGACCAAAAUGUGAAAGAAGAGUUGAUGAUAGUAGCGUCUACUUGUUUUUCGUCCGGUCAUACCAAGUCCAAGACCGUGUGACAAGCAGGUCUUGUGUGUCCAGACGUUUUAGUCAUUGCCUUGCUUGCAUUACUUUGCAAGGUCAAGCGUUAGGUAGUAAAUCAUUUGAUAUGACGGUUAUAGCCACGUUAAUUUAAUUGCCAUAGGAACCAAUCAUGAAUUCAAUUUCUGUGUAUCAAUCAGUGUAGUAGCCAAUCAUGUGCGAGCUUCUGCAAUCAAACUUUUGACAAUUUUGUAACCACAUUUACCAUUGGACAAAUCGUUUGUUUCUUCGUCUGAGUGUAACGUUUUGUGUUUUGUGGUUCUUUUGUAUUUUUCUACAUCAGAAGUAAAGAAAUUUUAUUUUGCCCUGUUGUAAAAUUGUAUAUGACUGAGAACAGGAAUCCGUGUGAAUAUAAUGUCACAAACUUUGAACCAUG
Molecule: messenger RNA, 1559 nt
Organism: Branchiostoma floridae (Florida lancelet)
Lineage: Eukaryota; Metazoa; Chordata; Leptocardii; Amphioxiformes; Branchiostomatidae
Product: hairy/enhancer-of-split related with YRPW motif protein 1-like
Exons: 5
Coding region: 20-1018 (332 amino acids)
Biological process (GO): regulation of neurogenesis; regulation of transcription by RNA polymerase II; anterior/posterior pattern specification
Cellular component (GO): nucleus
Molecular function (GO): DNA-binding transcription factor activity, RNA polymerase II-specific; RNA polymerase II cis-regulatory region sequence-specific DNA binding; protein dimerization activity
Source: RefSeq, a predicted model, not a curated record